Fusarium vanettenii 77-13-4 is the source of this 1578-nucleotide messenger RNA. RefSeq lists its product as uncharacterized. The transcript has 7 exons. The record is from RefSeq and is a predicted model, not a curated record. NCBI's taxonomy places the organism in Eukaryota, Fungi, Ascomycota, Sordariomycetes, Hypocreales, Nectriaceae. The coding region runs from base 1 to 1578 and encodes 525 amino acids.
AUGUUUUUCUCAACUGCAACCGCAGCUCUCGCUGCUGCACUUUGCUUACCACAAGUCGCUCUAGCUUGUGGGAGCUGCUCAUCCUCUCACGUUUACGCCCGAAAUGGCAGCGAUGGAGGUGUGCAAACUGCAAACUUGCUUCUCAACCAAGCUAUCAAAGCUCUUGGUGGCAGAAAAGCCCUGCAGAACCUCCAUGGAGUCACUUAUGAGUCCAAUGAGAUCUUCCGCCUCAGCACUUUGAUGCAGAACUACAACCUUUUCCACGAAGAUAGAUACGUGGUAUCUCAUGGUACCCAAAACAUCUCGUACUCUUUCAAGGACGGGUUUUCCCAGAGAAUUGACCGCAACUAUCAAGUCUCCGACUACUUUGCCUUUGGGACCCCAUCUAUCCCGCCUGUCCAGUUCUCACUUGUCAUGAAGGAUGGCCCCGAGGGAUAUGCUUGCUACAAUGAGGGCAACGAUCUCGUCUUCUUGCCUGGAAACGCGACUGCUGGUUACACAGACUUUCACGAUCAGCACCUCGACAUUGUUGUCGCUUUCGACCUCGAGACCAAGCUGCCUUACAUCAUCCGCUCUUUUGAAGACCAUGCCAUCUUUGGCCGAACAGAGAGCGAUCUGCGUCUUUACAACUACACUGAAGUUGAUGGAAUCCAGUUUCCUACUCACCGUUUCGUUUUCCAGAAUGGCACUGCUAUUGUGGAGCAGACAGACUUUUCAAGGGUCGUCCCGAAUCCUGACUUUUCUGCCGACUUUUUCGAAGGCCUAGAAGAGAGCAAGAGUGCGACUCCACGAGCUGCACCCGCUAAGAUUCCGGAAUACUCGCACGCAGAGAUUGGAGAGUACUGGACCAAUGCCCUCUGGAGCGGCCCCUAUACUGGAACUUAUGACAACAUCACCACAGAGACACUCGGACCUGAUCUACCCAACGCCCACAAGCUCUUGGUUGAAAACAGCCCAGUCCUGGAACAUCUCAUUCUGGAUUUCGAAGAUGGUGUUAUCGUGUAUGAGGCUCCCCCUCAUCAAACAGACCUCGUGAUUCGAUGGGUCAAGGAGAACCUGAAGAAGCCAAUCACCCAUGUCUUUCUCACACACCAUCAUCAUGACCAUAGCUACGAUGUGCAUAAGUACGUCGCUCUAGGAGCAAAGAUCAUUGUUCCUGAGGUUGCCACCAAAUACUGGAAACAGAUUCCUGGUGCCGAGCUCGUUACCUUUACUGAGGGCAAGCCAUACAUUCACGCCGACAGCACGAUGCAAGCUCGCUUUAUCUGGCACGAGGAGGCUCCUCAUUCCGUCGACUGGUCGUAUUCCAUCGUCACUACUCGCUGUCCUUCAGCAAACAGCACCAUGCUGGCUUACGAGGCCGAUUCCUUCUCCACCCUUACACACUUUGACCCUCACUUCGCUUACGGCUGGCUUAAUCAAGCCGUUGCUGACGGCAUGAGCAACAACACCAUUGUCGUCCCUACUCACGGAAUGCCGGUUCCUCUGUCAUUUCUCCUUGACCAGAUUAGUUAUGUCUACCCGGCUCUGGAUUCGACUGAUCUCCAUGCCGGUGUGCCCAGCUGCCUCGCUUAUUAG